GUGCGCUCACCUGUACGCGUGAGUGCGCAACUCGUAGAGGAAAGAAUUACACGGAAUUAUCGCGUGUUACAUUUUAUCUCCGCAUGCUAAACAAAGAAUCAUAGAUUGCGGACAUCGAGAUCGUCGUGGAUCGAAACCGGUUUCAUCAUGAGAAUAUUCCAACGGUGAGAUAUAUGCGACAUUGACAGACGCUGAAAGGAUGUCUCGCGAGGCGCGUUGAUCAAGAUUUUGUUCGUACAUCGAUACUGUUCGUUGCCGCCGCUGCCGCGAGUGAUUCUCAGCGACCAUUCAAAGAUAUAAUAAACAGACGGACGUAGAUGAAGAAUUUCAUUGGGAAUUCAUCGAUUCGGCGAUAGAGAAAGAGAAAAUGACUGCUACAGAAGAGACCGAACCGCUAAUUUCGUCGCGUACUGCUGUAAGCAGCUGCGGAAAUAAACCAGAAAGUGUCUCGUACGAUGCGAUCACAACACCGGGAAGAAGUGGAAGAGACACAACAUCAUGUAGAAUGGAUCCUGAAACAUCAACGUCGACGUCGUCGUUGUUCAAAUUGAAACGGAUUUCGGGUUCCUCGAGUACAGUGUUAACGCCGUUAAUAACCGCAACUGUGGUAGUACCUACGCAUGCGCACACGGGUUCCAUUGGAGGAAACACUGAAAACGAAUCAAUUACGUACACAUGGAGCGAUUUGAACGUGUAUGUCGCUAAGAGAAAUGAAAAACCAUGGAAAGUUUUUCUAAUGGGAAAGAAACCAAUUGAACGAAGACAUCUAUUGAAGGACGUAUGCGGUGUAGCUUAUCCAGGUGAAUUGUUGGUAAUUAUGGGAUCAUCGGGUGCUGGUAAAACAACGUUACUAAACGCUCUGACGUUUCGCUCGGGUCGUGGGGUAACUGUGUCCGGUGCAAUGGCCGCCAACGGACGAAGAGUAUCUUCGACGAUAUUGACAUCUAGAACGGCGUACGUGCAACAAGAUGAUUUAUUCGUCGGCACUUUGACCGUUACAGAACAUCUUCUAUUUCAAGCCAUGGUACGCAUGGAUCGAGGAAUACCAAUGGAACAGAGAAUCGAUCGAGUAAAUCGUGUAAUUAAUGAGCUUGCCCUAACCAAGUGUAGAAACACGGUGAUCGGUCAACCAGGAAGAAUUAAAGGACUCUCUGGGGGUGAAAUGAAAAGACUAUCAUUCGCAUCGGAAGUUCUUACCGAUCCACCGUUGAUGAUCUGCGACGAACCUACAUCGGGUCUCGAUUCCUUCAUGGCACAUCAGGUGGUUUCCGUUCUGAAAGAUUUAGCCGCUCGUGGAAAAACUAUCAUCGCUACGUUGCAUCAACCCUCGUCGGAACUAUUUGCCCUUUUCGAUAGAAUUUUAUUAAUGGCCGAGGGAAGGGUGGCCUUUAUGGGUACCACGUCGCAAGCUUGUGCGUUUUUCGACACACUUGGCGCUGCGUGUCCCAGUAAUUAUAAUCCGGCGGAUUACUUUGUUCAAAUGUUGGCAGUUGUGCCAGGACAAGAGAUAUCCUGCCGUCACGCGAUAAAAACGGUAUGUGAUACCUUUCAGAAGAGCGAACUUGGAAUGAAAAUUGCAUUGGAGGCAGAAGCGAUAAAUGGCGAAUUUGAAGAUUCUUUGCGAAAUUCAAAAUAUUCGGAGAGUAAUCGAUCGCCGUACAAAGCAACUUGGUGCGAGCAAUUCCGCGCGGUUCUCUGGCGAUCUUGGCUAUCGGUGAUCAAGGAACCGAUCCUCAUUAAAGUUCGCUUGUUACAGACUAUCAUGGUGUCUCUAUUGAUCGGUGUCGUGUACUUUGGCCAACGAUUGGAUCAAGACGGAGUAAUGAAUAUUAACGGUGCUUUAUUUAUAUUUCUCACCAACAUGACUUUCCAGAAUGUUUUUGCCGUGAUCAACGUUUUCUGUGCAGAGUUGCCAAUAUUUCUACGGGAACAUCGAAACGGUAUGUAUCGUACCGAUGUGUAUUUUCUUUGUAAAACGCUGGCAGAAGCACCCAUCUUUAUAGCUGUACCACUACUCUUCACUGUCGUCGCUUAUCCCAUGAUUGGAUUGUAUCCGGGAAUCGAUCAUUUUUUCAUUACCGCUGGUGUCGUCGCUCUUGUAGCAAAUGUGUCAACAUCUUUUGGUUAUUUGAUAUCCUGCGUUAGCAACAACUUGUCCAUGGCGUUGUCCAUAGGACCACCGGUGAUAAUACCGUUUCUAUUGUUCGGUGGAUUUUUUUUAAACACAGCGUCUGUUCCAUUCUACUUCGAAUGGUUCUCUUAUUUGUCUUGGUUCCGUUACGGUAACGAAGCUCUUCUUAUCAAUCAAUGGUCGGAUGUGGAAUCUAUCGCGUGUACAAGAAGCAAUGCAACUUGCCCAAAAACUGGACGAAUGGUUUUACAAACGUUCAAUUUUAAGCAGGAACAUUUCUCGACGGAUAUCGCCUGUCUUUUCUCCUUAAUCGUUACAUUUCGUUUCUUGGCAUUUCUCGCCUUGCUAUCAAAGACGCAGCGCAAUUCAAAGCAAAGGAUAGUGCAACGAGGGGGUGCAACAAAGCUUUUCUGCUCGAUUACAAUGUACAUUUUAGAAGAAAAUCAGUGCUUUCAUAAAAAUGACGGCAACCUGAUGAAUGAUGAACAAGAAGAAGAAGCAAUUCAAUCGAGAGGCGUGACCAUUUCAUGGAAAGAUCUAUCGGUAUACGUGAUGGAUCGUGGACGAAGAAAUGUGUCCAAACAACUGAUCGAUAAUGUGCGGGGUGCAGCAAAAUCCGGCGACCUGACAGCAAUAAUUGGUGCAAGUGGAGCUGGCAAAAGUUCAUUGAUGGCAGCUCUGGCUUUCCGUACCGGGCCCGAAUUUUUAAUCCAUGGUGAUAUACGAGCAAACGGGCUGCCAGUUGAUUCUUCCUACAUGAUGCGAAACAGCGGUUACAUGCAUCAGGAAGAUAUGUUCAUUGAAACAAUGACGGUGAUCGAACAUCUUUGGUUUAUGGCUCGAAUGAAAUUCGACGGAAGGAUACAGAUGUUGGAUGUUGGAAAAAAAAUUGAUCGUUUAUUGAAAGAUGUUGGUCUAAUGAGUAGACGCAAUGUCCGAAUUGGUAGUGGCAUCGAUGAUAAAGUAUUGUCCGACGGUGAAAAGAAGAGGUUGGCCUUUGCUACAGAAUUAUUAACAGAUCCGAAAAUAUUAUUCCUUGACGAACCAACAACUGGACAGGAUUCUCAUUCGGCGAACUGUCUGGUUUUCCAAUUGAAAUCUUUUGCAGCGAAAGGACGUACCGUAUUAUGUACCAUACAUCAACCGAGUUCCACUAUAUUCAAUUCUUUCAACCAAAUAAUUUUGAUUGCCGAAGGUCGGGUUGCGUUUGCAGGUCUAAUCGAUCAGGCGGUUGAAUUUUUUGCAAGUCAGGGUUACGAGUGUCCGUGGAACUACAAUCCUGCUGAUUUUUUGAUAACGAUUGUGGCUACGGGUUCGAAGAGUGAGAAUGACGAAGAAAUAGCACAAAAACUAUGCGACGCGUUUUUAAAUAGUGAAGCUUCCAAAGAAAUUGACCGCAUUUUUGAGAAGCAGCUUCAAACGAGACACUCUUUGAACUCAACAUCGAAGUUACAUCUGCACACUGAAUGUGUCACAAAAAAAGAAUUACGAUAUUUUUCACGGCUAUACUGGUUAGUUUACCGAGAUUUCUUGCAAGUUUUGAGGGAUCCAUCGGUACAAGUAAUUAGAAUACUUCAAAAAGUGAUCGUCGCGACAAUUGCCGGUUUAUGUUUCAUGGGAUCUGUGAAUUUCGACCAAUUCGGAAUACAAGCAACGCAAGGUGUUAUUUUUAUCUUGGUAUCUGAAAAUGCAUUCUUCCCGAUGUAUGCUACGUUAGCCUUGAUACCACAGGAAUUGCCGCUUCUUCGACGAGAGUACCGGACAGGAAUGUAUCCUGUUUACCUCUAUUACAUCGCGCGCGUACUUUCCUUGAUACCUGGUUUGAUAGUAGAGCCCCUACUAUUUACAUCGAUUAUAUACUGGCUAGCUGGAUUGCGAGUUAAUAUCGAAACUUUUGGAUCAUCGUUACUUGUCAUUCUGCUUACCAUAAACGUGUCGACUGCGUGCGGUUGUUUCUUUUCGACGGCAUUUGGAAGCGUACCGUUAGCGAUGGCGUACUUGGUACCCUUCGAUUAUGUUCUCAUGAUUACUAUGGGUCCUUUUCUCAAAUUAGGAUCAUUACCACUAUACAUUCGAUGGGUGAAAUAUAUUUCCUGGUUACUGCAUGCUAGCGAAGUGCUUACGAUUCUUCAAUGGAACGGUGUCUAUAAUAUAUCUUGUGAGACGGCCGAUCCUGAAUUACCUUGUAUCACCGAUGGAGCCGAAGUUUUGCGUCGUUACGACUUUGACGAGGUUAACAUUUGGAUGGACCUGAUACUAAUGUUCAUUAUUUAUCUCAUCUUUCAUGUUCUUGGUUACGUAUGCCUAUGGAAUCGCUGCAGAUGGAAAUAA
This is a messenger RNA of Habropoda laboriosa, 4462 nucleotides long. RefSeq names its product ABC transporter G family member 49-like. Bases 368 to 4462 code for a protein of 1364 amino acids. Lineage: Eukaryota; Metazoa; Arthropoda; Insecta; Hymenoptera; Apidae. The transcript has 26 exons. Gene Ontology annotation, biological process: transmembrane transport. Gene Ontology annotation, molecular function: ATP binding; ABC-type transporter activity; ATP hydrolysis activity. The record is from RefSeq and is a predicted model, not a curated record. Gene Ontology annotation, cellular component: plasma membrane.